Cladophialophora immunda is the source of this 1676-nucleotide messenger RNA. RefSeq names its product fructose-bisphosphate aldolase 1. The coding region runs from base 261 to 1343 and encodes 360 amino acids. The record is from RefSeq and is a predicted model, not a curated record. Gene Ontology annotation, cellular component: cytosol. The transcript is spliced from 4 exons. NCBI's taxonomy places the organism in Eukaryota, Fungi, Ascomycota, Eurotiomycetes, Chaetothyriales, Herpotrichiellaceae. Gene Ontology annotation, molecular function: fructose-bisphosphate aldolase activity; zinc ion binding. Gene Ontology annotation, biological process: glycolytic process; gluconeogenesis.
CCUCACCACUUUCUCCCAUCGCCGCUUCGGAAGCCAGCCAGCGGCAUUCAUUUUGUUCCUCUCCCACAAGCCGAACUCAUUUUCACUUCGAUUCUAUUCUUUUCUCACAGAUUUCUCCUUCAUCCUUGCCCUUGGCUUCUCCUGUGAUAUACACUGCCGCUGCUUAUCCAUAGCUCAGAUUCUUGAGAAAGACCUUGCUACUGUGAUUUCCACCCCUCCUCCAACCAACCCCCGAAAGCCCCACUACAGCAAUCGCCAGUAUGGGUGUCAAGGAUAUCUUGUCGCGAAAGGAGGGCGUCAUCGUCGGUGACGAUGUCUUGAAUCUCUUCAAAUACGCUCAAGAGCACAACUUUGCAAUUCCCGCCAUUAACGUGACCUCCUCCUCGACCGUUGUGGCCGCUCUGGAAGCUGCCCGUGACGCAAAUGCCCCCAUCAUUCUCCAGGCCUCUCAGGGAGGUGCUGCGUACUUCUGUGGCAAGGGUGUCAAGAAUGAUAAGCAACAAGCAUCUAUUGCUGGUGCGGUAGCUGCGGCUCACUACAUCCGCUGUGUCGCUCCCGCAUACGGUGUCCCUGUUGUCCUGCACACCGAUCACUGCGCGAAGAAGCUUCUUCCCUGGCUCGAUGGCAUGAUGGACGCGGACGAGGCCUACUUCAAGGAACAUGGCGAGCCUCUGUUCUCCUCACACAUGAUUGACUUGUCUGAAGAAGCUGUUGACUGGAACAUUGAGACCACGGCGAAAUAUCUCAAGCGGGCGGCACCCAUGAAGCAAUGGCUUGAAAUGGAAAUUGGUAUUACCGGUGGAGAGGAAGAUGGUGUCAACAACGAGGAUGUCGACAACAACGCCCUUUACACCCAGCCCGAAGACAUCCACUUGAUCUACACCACCUUGAAGAAGAUCUCUCCCUACUUCUCGAUUGCCGCAGGCUUCGGUAAUGUUCACGGUGUCUACAAGCCCGGCAACGUCCGUCUUCACCCAGAACUGCUGGACAAGCACCAAAAAUACGUCAAGGAGAAGGAGUCCACCAAGACGGACAAGCCCGUGUUCCUUGUCUUCCACGGCGGCUCCGGCUCGUCCAAGAAGGAAUACACCGAUGCCAUCAGCUAUGGUGUGGUCAAAGUUAACCUCGACACCGACUUGCAAUAUGCCUACCUGACUGGUAUCCGUGAUUAUGUGCUGAACAAGAAAGACUACAUCAUGAAGCAAGUCGGUAACCCAGAUGGUGAGGACAAGCCCAACAAGAAGUACUUCGAUCCCCGCGUGUGGGUGCGUGAAGGUGAGAAGACCAUGAGCGCUCGUGUGGCAGAGGCGUUGAAGGACUUCAACACUGCUGGCACUCUGUGAAACGGUCUCAACAUCAAGAACUGGGAAUGCCGCUGAAGGGGUUCCUGCGCAUCCUUAUAUCUUUUGGAGAGAUGACGCUUGCCUGCCUCCAUUAUUAUCGAGAGCAGAACUUUUUAAGUGAGGAAUAGCUCCCCUGUACCCUAGCUUUAUCCUACAUACCUUGAAAACUUCCAGCCAAAAGGAGAAUAGUUCUAUUCCAGUGGGACCUCGAUUUUUCCAUGUGGCAGUGACGGCUUGCUCGUGCCUGAGUGGUGGUUCCAUUCGGCUUCAACCACCAUACGUCACCGAGAUUGAAGGGGACUUUGGCUCCCUCCAACCACAUUGAGACCCUCG